Molecule: messenger RNA, 930 nt
Organism: Plasmodium falciparum 3D7
Lineage: Eukaryota; Apicomplexa; Aconoidasida; Haemosporida; Plasmodiidae
Product: rifin
Exons: 2
Coding region: 1-930 (309 amino acids)
Source: RefSeq, a predicted model, not a curated record
AUGAAAAUGCGUUACUCUGAAAUAUUAUUUUUUUCACUUUCAUUAAAUAUAUUGAUAACAUCAUCAUAUGCGCAUAAUAAAAAUAAAAUAUACAUCAAAUCACAUACACCAACUAAUACAUCACGAGUGUUAAGCGAAUGUGACAUGCAAACGUCAAAUUAUGAUAAUGAUCCGGAUAUGAAAUCUGUGAAGGAAAAUUUUGAGCGACAAACAUCACAACGUUUUGAAGAAUACGAAGAACGUAUGCAAGAAAAACGACGAAAAUGUAAAGAACAAUGCGAUAAAGAUAUACAACAAAUUAUUGUGAAAGAUAAAAUCAAAAAAUCAUUAGAUGAAAAAGUGGAAAAAGUUUGUCUUAAGUGUGGGUGUGGGUUAGGAGGCGUUGGAGCAAGUAUUGGAAUAUUUGGUGCAAUUGCUGUAAGUGAGGUGACAAAAGCUGCAACAGCAGCUGCUGUUCAAAAUAGUAUUGAGACAGGUAUAGCUACUGUUGUUUCAGAAUUACAUGAUAUGACUCAGAGUUUUCUUAAGGUUGGUAUUGAUAUAGUAGGAAUGAUAAAUAAAGAAACAUACCGUUGCCCGCAAGCUCUGACUACAUCUAUUUAUGCAGCAAAACAAGAAGUGUGUGUAGGAAAAAUUGGUGAAACAGAAUUAGUUUGCAAUCAAUUAGGACAAGGCGGCACCCCAAUUUGGUUUGGUCCAAAAGUAUUACAGGCUACAACUGAAGGUAUUAAGAUCGCUAAAACUACUGAAGAUUCUAAAAUAGCCUUGAUAAAUGCUGAAAGUUCACAUUUGUACAGUGCAAUUGGUUACUCAGUCCUUGCAAUAUUUAUUAUAGUUUUGGUUAUGGUAAUCAUAUAUUUAUUUUUACGUUAUCGUAGAAAAAAAAAGAUGAAUAAAAAACUACAAUACACAAAAUUAUUAAAUAAAUAA